AUGCUUGUGAACCACAAGUCAGAAGGUACUUGAAGUGGUUUUAAAUUGCACAUUCAGCUACCUUUUAGGAUUAGCCCUACAACUUGAAGUCUUCAUUGUUUCGUGACUGCCAUGGAGACUACAUGUAUCACAGAACUACACUUUUCUUGCUUCUCCUACAAACAUCAUUUUCGGCGUUUUUCUAUGCGUUUGUAUACAACCCCCUCCUCCACGCACCACCAAAACAGCUUUCCUCUCCAUCAACCCGUUCGAGUCUGUGCCAAAAGAGGAGACCUGCAGGCCGAUGACAACGUCACACAAUAGUGCAGCGUGCAGCAGAAACACCUUCGUUAUCGAAAGAGCAAGAACAAAUGACGGCUUUGGAGACAGCAAUUCAGUGCACUAUGGACAGGACUUUCUCUUGAGGCUAGACCCGUUCUCAGGAUUGGGGGAGACACAGUACUAGUGUUUUUUUCAACUAGAUGUCUAGCUGAGUCCCUCUGAACUUGGAAAUUAAUCCAUCACCUCACAUCCCCACAGCUACAUGCAUUCACAAUAUUUUACACCACAUCUUCCAUACUCCUCUCUUGUUUACAGCUACAUGCACUCAGAGCAUGUGACACCACUUGCGGCAUCGAAAUUUUCAAGGAAUCAGGAGGUGGUUUGCUUUCCGUCUAGAAAUGGAAAGUGCCUAUUUCAAUUCCAGUGGCCAGAUGUCAAGGUACUGCAACUUCUGGUUUCGUAUGUCUCGCCAAAGAUGUUAACUGGGGUAACACUGGUCACGUAAAUCUUAAAUUUGUUUUUACAUUUUGUGCAUAGACUUCGUUGUAGGGAAAAGGAAUUUGGUAAGGAUUAUACAACCUCAACAUUUAGAAAACCUACUCUAUACAGCAACGAUUCGAGGCUGAAGGCGAGAUGGUGAAAGUGGACAUGCCGUUCUGCCUUAGACACGUGCAUACAGGUAUUGCUGAUUCUUUUGCGACAUAAGAAAGAUAGAUUCGUUCUUUGCUUGUGAGAAUUUAUCAAUCCUGGUAGACCCUUUUUCACUCACAUUUUACUAUGCUGAGACAUUCAUGUUUCUUUCUCUCCUCCUGACAUCAAGAUCCUUCCUCACAGGAACAGCACCUUUCCUCCUUUCCUCAGGUUCCUUCCUCGCUUCCGAUAAGAUCGUUUACCAGAACAUUUUUGGCGGUGAGUAUGAAGUGCACUGCAAAAACUAUGUGUCGACGAACAAGACGCAGAACCUGACCUCUGAACGCAAGGGUAUGAUUACCGGCGACUAUCCUCUGCGACGACAAGGUAUCGAGAAUGUGUGGACUUUAGUGUGCGGGAGACCGGAAAACUAGAAGGAGUUGUAAGGAGAUGGUAAUCCUUGUAAAAAUGUAGUCAGUCCUCAGUUGUUCUUGUAAUUAGACUUCAGUACAUUUUUGUUCUGCUUCUGUCGCGUUGAGGUCGCUACGAUGGCAUUGAAUCGGAAAUGCACAUGUACAAGGCUUGCGACAAUAAUUGCGAGUACUUUCUUAAUUAGUAACCUCAGAACUGCACGACCAUCAGCCUCAGAGAUGGCAAAAAGUUUGAAUAUUCUGCAAUAAGAAAACCUUGAACAAACUUGAUACUCACUCUGAUUGAUACGCCGAACGAUACAACCAAGAACUACUUCGCUGGAAAUUAGCAAAUUUAUCCGUCAGGAAAUUCAGAACAAUACGCCUAGAAAACAAGACCGAAAUUUAUUGAGUUAAGUGUCGAAAUGUUUGGACGAACAAGGAAAUCGGACGCGCCGUUGUAGCUGUACCCACUGUGUUGUCGUGAAGUUCUUGCUCGCGAUGUAUUCACUUGGCGAAGGUAAUACCUCCGCACGUUGUCGCUGAAGUGCUGAUCGAUGCGGGGUGUUCGUUAGUCUGUAAGCUCGGAAGGAAGUGUUCAGCUCUGAAG
This is a messenger RNA of Amoebophrya sp. A25, 1911 nucleotides long. The record is from the annotation of a GenBank genome assembly. Lineage: Eukaryota; Dinophyceae; Syndiniales; Amoebophryaceae.